UUUCUCACCAUCAAAUUUUAGCCUCUCACUCUCUCUCUCUCCCCGCUUCACGGUUCAUUCAUAAUCUCCGGUAAAAUAUGGCGGCCGAUGAAGUGAAGCUGAUCGGCUCAUGGGCGAGUGUUUACGUCAUGAGGGCGAUGAUCGCUCUCCACCUCAAAUCUAUUAGCUACGAAUUCCUCCAGGAGACGUUCGGUUCAAAGAGCGAAUUGCUCCUCAAAUCUAACCCGGUUCACAAGAAGAUGCCGGUGCUGAUUCACGCUGACAAACCGGUUUGCGAGUCCAACAUCAUCGUUCAGUACAUCGACGAGGCUUGGAACUCAUCAUCUCAGCCGUCCAUUCUCCCGUCCCAUCCAUACGACAAGGCCAUCGCUCGUUUCUGGGCUGCCUACAUAGACGACAAGUGGUUUAUCUCUCUGAGAAGUAUCCUAACAGCUCGAGGAGAAGCAGAUAAGAAAGUAGCCAUAGCUGAAGUCGAAGAAAGGACUGAGCUUCUUGAGAAAGCAUUCGUGGAUUGCAGCAAAGGAAAACCCUUCUUCAACGGUACUGACCAUAUCGGUUACCUCGACAUUGCCUUUGGGAGCUUCUUGGGUUGGCUGAGAGUCGUAGAGUUGGAUGCGGGUCAUAAAUUUCUUGAUGAGAUCAAGACUCCUUCUCUGUCCAAAUGGGCAGAUCAGUUCUGUAAUGAUCCCUCUGUGAAACCUAUUAUGCCAGAGAUUACCAAGCUCGCUGAAUUCGCAAGGAAGCUCUUUCCUAAGCCGCAAGCCUGAAGUCAAGGAUGUGGAUCCUCUUAAAUAUGUGUAUUUGGGGACUGAGAUUGAACAAAUUGACUGUAGUCAUAUGAAACUGGUUUACUAGGAUGCAAGUCAAAUAUGUUAGUGGGGAAGAAUGUAAUGGGUUUACUAAGAUAAGUUAUGUUGUACUGAAAUGAUAAAUAAAAUUUGAGAUUAAGCUCAGCUAAAUUACUUGUGAUCA
This is a messenger RNA of Capsella rubella, 972 nucleotides long. Its product is annotated as glutathione S-transferase U18. Bases 78 to 767 code for a protein of 229 amino acids. Gene Ontology annotation, cellular component: cytoplasm. Gene Ontology annotation, molecular function: glutathione transferase activity. The transcript has 2 exons. Gene Ontology annotation, biological process: glutathione metabolic process. Lineage: Eukaryota; Viridiplantae; Streptophyta; Magnoliopsida; Brassicales; Brassicaceae. The record is from RefSeq and is a predicted model, not a curated record.